CUUCAGGGAGAAAGCCAAGAUUCCGUCUGCUGUUUUACGCAGAAACAGUUUCUCUCAAAAUACGUUUUGUCACUGCCACCGCGAAUUGCAACAUUGAAAUUUGAAGCAUUUCUCGAUCCUUUCGUUUCCGUGUUCUUCAUUUUUUGAACAAACCAUUAAUCCUCUACUCGGUGAUUUCAUGUUACUGUUGCCAAAACGAUGAUCUUUUCGAGGAUCGGAGCUUCUCUAUCUCGCUCUGCACGUUCCAAACUACAAUCUAAUGGGCAUUUUGGUUUCUGCAACGGGAGGAUUCUGUCGGUAAGGGAAUCUUGUUUAGAGGCUAACCCUUUAAGUAAUCCAUGCAUUUCUCGCGUUCAUGGUUGCUUAGGGCUUGCCAAGGCUUAUUCAUCGUCAACUGGGGUUGCAGCUGGUAAGCAGCUCGUUUCUAGAAAGUACUUGGAGAAUGUCAAUUAUUUUCUGGCUAACCCUAGGGUUCGACGUCUGUUUUCCAGCGGAUCGCCGAAGAAAAAAAACUAUGAGAAUUACUACCCUAAGGAUCAGAAGGAGAUUCCAAAAGCAAAAGAUCAGAAGACAAAUUCUAAAGAAGACUCUAAUACUGGUCAUACAGAUAUACAAGAGAAAUUUACUAAGCAAUUUCAGGAUUUGAUGAUUUUAUUUUUCGGCUGCAUUUUAGCAUCAUUUCUUUUUGACGGUUCUAAUGAACAGAAGCAGAUUAGUUUCCAAGAGUUUAGAAAGGAACUUCUUGAACCUGGUUUAGUUGAUCGAAUUGAAAUUGCUAACAGAUCUGUUGCAAAAGUGUAUGUAAGGAGCACUCCACGUAAGACAGUGCAAAAAGAAGAUAAUGUUCCUCAGGUUCAUGAUUAUGGAAAGCCCGCUAAGGGUAAUGUAAGUCGAUAUAAAUACUCGUUCAACGUUGGAAGUGUUGAAUUGUUCGAGGAGAAGUUGGAGGAGGCCCAAAAGUCUUUGGGGAUCGAUCCUCAUGAUUUUGUUCCAGUGGUUUAUGUCAACCAAGUUAAUUGGUUCCAGGAAUUGUUGAGGUUUGCACCCACAGCUUUGCUUUUGGGAACCCUUUAUUUCAUGGGGAGAAGGAUGCAGAGUGGAUUAGGCGUUGGUGGUCCAGGUGGAAGAGGUGGGCGUGGGAUAUUCAACAUAGGAAAGGCACAGAUAACUAAAAUGGAUAAGAAUGCUAAAAAUAAGGUUUAUUUUAAAGAUGUAGCUGGUUGCGACGAGGCAAAGCAAGAAAUUAUGGAGUUUGUGCACUUUCUUAAGAAUCCAAAGAAAUACGAGGAGUUAGGAGCAAAAAUUCCCAAAGGUGCUCUACUUGUUGGCCCCCCUGGUACUGGGAAAACACUUCUAGCAAAAGCAACUGCAGGUGAAUCUGAUGUGCCUUUCCUGUCCAUCUCUGGAUCGGAUUUUAUGGAAAUGUUUGUGGGGGUUGGGCCAUCAAGGGUUAGAAACCUAUUUCAAGAAGCUCGACAACGUGCUCCAAGUAUCGUAUUUAUUGAUGAGAUAGAUGCGAUUGGACGAGCAAGGGGCCGGGGAGGCUUUGGUGGAGGGAAUGAUGAGCGUGAGAGUACUCUUAAUCAGUUGCUGGUAGAGAUGGAUGGGUUUGGAACUACUUCUGGGGUUGUUGUACUUGCUGGUACGAACAGGCCUGAUAUUUUGGACAAAGCUCUGUUGAGACCUGGUCGGUUUGAUCGGCAGAUAACAAUUGAUAAACCUGACAUUAAAGGACGCCACCAAAUUUUUCUAAUUUAUCUGAAGAAAUUAAAGCUUGAUCAUGAGCCAUCAUACUAUUCACAAAGGCUUGCUGCUCUGACUCCUGGAUUUGCUGGAGCAGACAUCGCUAAUGUUUGCAACGAAGCUGCUUUAAUUGCUGCCAGAAAUGAAAGUAGAGUGAUCGCUAUGGAACAUUUUGAGGGAGCUAUAGACAGAGUUAUAGGCGGUCUGGAGAAAAAGAAUAAGGUGAUAAGCAAGCUCGAACGAAGGACUGUUGCAUACCAUGAAUCUGGUCAUGCUGUUGCUGGUUGGUUUUUGGAACAUGCAGAGCCCCUGCUUAAAGUAACAAUUGUCCCUCGUGGUACUGCCGCUCUUGGGUUUGCUCAAUAUGUUCCCAAUGAGAAUCUUCUUAUGACAAAGGAACAACUCUUUGACGUGACAUGCAUGACUCUUGGUGGUCGAGCUGCUGAGCAGGUUCUGUUGGGGAAAAUAUCAACUGGAGCUCAGAAUGAUCUGGAGAAAGUGACCAAGAUGACUUACGCUCAAGUGGCUGUUUAUGGUUUCAGUGAAAAGGUAGGUCUUCUUUCUUUCCCCCAAAGGGACGAGAUGUUUGAGAUGUCCAAGCCCUACAGCAGCAAGACUGGUGCAAUUAUAGACAGUGAAGUUAGAGAGUGGGUGACUAAGGCUUAUCAACGCACAGUUCAGUUGAUAGAGGAGCACAAAGAGCAUGUAGCUCAAAUUGCCGAGCUAUUGCUUGAAAAGGAGGUUUUACAUCAAGAUGACUUGGUCCGCGUAUUGGGGGAGCGGCCAUUUAAGACGCUUGAGCCCACAAAUUAUGAUAGAUUCAAGGAAGGUUUCAAAGAUGAAGUUGAUGGAGCUAAAGAGAAAACAGAACGUGGAAAUGCAGGGAACAGUUCAUCACCACCCCUGGAACCAGAUAUAGUACCUACAUUAUGACAAGAGAAUGUGUUGCCAUGGUAGGAUUUGGUUCCUAAUCCAAGCAUCUGUGAUCCCAUCACCUCAAAGAUUUUUCUUCUUUUCUUUUUAUCAAUUCGUACAUACAGAGAAAAAGAGAAAAAAACAAAAAAAUGUUCUUGAACCUGAGGAGUCUCACAACUGAGGAGGUAAAUCUUGAGGUCUCAUCUUUGAUUAGAAGUGUAUUGUUUUUCUGUAGGUUGCUUUUGUUGAAAUUGUGAAGCUACUAUAAAUGCCUAUAAGUAUCAUCUCCGUGAGGCAAAUUUGUAUAUGAAUAACGCCACUGAUAGAAGACUCAUAAUAUUUCUACUUUAUUGAUA
Messenger RNA from Cucumis melo (muskmelon), 3014 nucleotides. Its product is annotated as ATP-dependent zinc metalloprotease FTSH 10, mitochondrial-like. Gene Ontology annotation, biological process: protein-containing complex assembly; mitochondrial protein processing. Lineage: Eukaryota; Viridiplantae; Streptophyta; Magnoliopsida; Cucurbitales; Cucurbitaceae. The transcript has 8 exons. Bases 199 to 2676 code for a protein of 825 amino acids. The record is from RefSeq and is a predicted model, not a curated record. Gene Ontology annotation, molecular function: ATP hydrolysis activity; metalloendopeptidase activity; zinc ion binding. Gene Ontology annotation, cellular component: m-AAA complex; chloroplast thylakoid membrane.